This is a messenger RNA of Syngnathoides biaculeatus (alligator pipefish), 1381 nucleotides long. RefSeq names its product proteasome 20S subunit beta 1 (gene psmb1). Gene Ontology annotation, cellular component: proteasome core complex. The record is from RefSeq and is a predicted model, not a curated record. Bases 120 to 833 code for a protein of 237 amino acids. Lineage: Eukaryota; Metazoa; Chordata; Actinopteri; Syngnathiformes; Syngnathidae. The transcript is spliced from 6 exons.
CGUACCAGGGCCAAUUUCAAUCUGUCCCUCAAAGAAGAAGUUGCCAUAUUGCAGUGAUACAGCGACUUUAGAAGAGUUGUUAUUCAAGGAUUUCUUCUUUUUUUCCGUAAUUUAAAGCAAUGCUCUCAGCUCAAGCUUUUGGGGACCCCGACAAGAUGAAGGACUAUCACUACACGGGUCCAGUUGAGCACCGUUUCUCCCCGUAUACUUUCAACGGAGGGACUGUUCUAGCGCUGGCUGGGGAAGACUUUGCCAUUGUAGCUUCAGACACCAGGCUGAGCGAGGGUUACUUAAUCCACAGCAGAGAGUCACCGAAAUCCUACAAACUGACAGACACAACAGUAAUUGGCUGUAGCGGUUUCCAUGGGGACUGUCUGACUCUGACCAAAAUCAUUGAUGCCAGACUAAAGAUGUACAAACACUCAAACAAUAAAACCAUGUCGUGUGGAGCCAUCGCUGCCAUGUUGUCCACCAUCUUGUACGGGAGGAGGUUCUUCCCCUACUAUGUUUACAAUAUCAUUGGAGGCCUUGAUGACGAGGGCAAGGGUGCAGUCUACAGCUUUGACCCAGUAGGAUCCUACCAGAGGGACUGCUACAUGGCUGGGGGAUCAGCUAGUGCGAUGUUGCAACCACUUCUCGACAACCAGAUUGGUUUAAAAAACAUGGAAGGUGUUACACGCGUUCCUUUGAGCCUCGAGAAGUCCGUUCAGCUGGUCAAAGAUGUUUUCAUCUCGGCCGCGGAAAGAGAUGUUUACACGGGCGAUGCGCUUCAGAUCCGUAUAAUCACGAAGGAGGGAAUCAAAGAGGAGACCGUCAUCCUGAGGAAGGACUGAAGACUUCGUUCCUUCUCCGUCUUCUUUCCUCAAAUUGCGCUUCUUUUUAGAUUUCAAUCUGCUUGUUUGGCCACUUGACAUCCGAUUCUAUCAAACAGGAGUGUUGAUCCAGAAAACACUGAACUUGUCGUAGGCUUGAAACAGGAACCGUAUAUCCCAUUUUUGAUACCUGUAACUCACCCCCACCCCCCCACCCCCCAAUUUAACACAUCUUUUCAUUUUUCCUGUCGUCACCAGGAUUCUUGAUCAACUCUCCUGUUAGAUGUUUGCUAUGGAAAGUUUCAAUUAUGACAGGCACUAUACUCUGUUAUUCUUUUUACAUUCUUAAUAAAUGUAAACAAUUUAAAACACUUGUUCACUGUAUCCUGUUUGCUUUAUAUAAUUAUACAUCAGCCUCUGGUUGUUAAAAGAAAAUGGUUCAAUUUAGUAGUUGCAUGACAUAAUUCCAAAAGGAUUUCACAAGGCUGGUUCUUUUUAAAAUUAGAUGUUUUCGCUUUUUCAAUUUAAUGUAAUGUUUGCAUUUACUUCCAUUAAAGGAUGGGAUUUGC